GGAUUGAGAGAAGGUCGAGCGCUUGGAUCGUUUGGGACUUCAGGAAGAAGAAGAAGAAACUAAGAGAGAUUCGGUCGAGAAAACAGCAAUUGGGAAUUUCCAAAAGGCAGAAAAAAGUUAUCGAUUUGGUCAAGAGAAAAUUUAAGAGGAAACCGUCGAAAUGGGAAGACUUAUCAAGAACCACUGGGCUAGACUCAUCGCCAUCACUGCUGCAGCUUACCAAAUUGCUGCCGCGCUCGAGGCGUUCUUCUGGCCCAAGAUAUUCUUCGACUUCCUAACGAAAACGCUAGAUGGGGCCGUAAAACCGGUUCCGGCGCUCCAGAUUAUAAACCUAAUCUUGGGAAUAGGGAUAUUGGCGUGGGAGUGGCCGCUGGGCCUCAUCGCUGGGAGCGCGAUUCACCGAAGUAUCGAGGCCCGUCUCGCUACGUUCCCUCUGGCAUCGCUCGCCGCGGUCCUCAUAUACCAGGGCACCAAUCCUGCUAUCUACUACUUGGUAGCGAUGAUCGUCUACUUCGUGGCGUACAGUGAAGGCGAGAUUGUCUGCGCUAAGCCAUGGACUCUGCCGCAACGAGGCCGCUCGGGUGGCUCCAAAGCGUAAAGGUAGAACGGCGACUGCCUUUUCGCUUCGAUCGAGCAAAUACACCCGGGUCUUGUACAAAUUUCAAAUUUGGCCUCACCACCUCCUCGUUUCCGCUCACGAUCAUGCGUCGGCUCAAGGAGGCGAGGAAGAGAUGGAGCUG
Molecule: messenger RNA, 740 nt
Organism: Annulohypoxylon truncatum
Lineage: Eukaryota; Fungi; Ascomycota; Sordariomycetes; Xylariales; Hypoxylaceae
Exons: 3
Coding region: 161-598 (145 amino acids)
Source: RefSeq, a predicted model, not a curated record